GUUAAAUUGAAUACAACUAUAUAUUAUUGGCUUAUUGCAACUGAAUUUAAAGUUUAUAUGGUUGAUAGAAUUCAUCAAGCAGGAUCUGAGGAGCAAUUUAUCAAUGGAAAAGGCAGCAUUGCCACCGGCCUGGGCUUUGUUCCUGAUGGUUGUGUGCAUUCAGGUUAUUAUAGUUUAUUGUGAUUGUUCGAACAAUCCUUGUGAUGACAACGCAGAUUGUACAGAAACAGAUGGCAGCUAUACAUGUGCAUGUAGAUCUGACUACGCUGGUGAUGCAUAUGGGUGUGACUCCUUAAUAGUCGACUUUGAAUUCAUCAACGGCCUCUACGGCCAUUUCACAAGGCUUGAAAACAAGCAUGAAAACCAAUCAGUGUGGGCAGACCAGAAUGCAACAUUUCUUUAUUUCACUGGCGAAGGCAGUUGGGAAUUAUCAAAUGAAAUUGGCGGUGAAAACCUUCCAUUGGCUUUUAAUUCCGGAUCGUUGACGCCUGUAUCACCUAAUUGGGCGUAUAUGGGCCCUGAUGGUCCUGUAGAAGACUCCGUCGGACGCUAUCCUGUGAGAUGUGUUAAGAGCUGUACUAGUGUAGAUACCUGCACAAUAGAAGAACCAUGUGAGGACGAGAAUUGUACGACAAUAUCUGACAUCGCAAAUGGAGACAUGGGAUUCGCCGGCGACGGAUUUUGCUUGCCAAUCAUGGAGGGUUGCACGAAAAGUUGUGACGAAAAUGCAACGUGUGUAUCUUUACAAAUAUAUAGUAAUGACGAAAUCGCGAAGAGAAAGAGAAGAGAACUAGACGACUCAGUUUAUUCCGUGUGUACUUGCGACGCAGGAUUUGAUGGGGAUGGACUUAAUUGCACAAUUGCUAGCGUGGAAACGGAUGCUAGCACUAGCACCACAGAAGCUGCUGGCACCACUGGCGCUGGUGCCACGGAAGCUGCUGGCACCACUGGCGCUGGUGCCACGGAAGCUGCUGGCACCACUGGCGUUGGCACCACGGAAGCUGCUGGCACCACUGGCGCUGGUGCCACGGAAGCUGAUACAACCACGGGGUCUGUUAACACGACAGGAUCUUUUAACACCACGGGAGCAAAUAAUACCUCACAAAUAGCAGGGGGUUCCUUAGGCUCUCUCCUGAAUGGAUUGUUCCCCCUGGGUGGCUCAGGAGCCAGUUGUGCUGCCGUUUCCCUGGCCCCCAUGAUUUUGCUGGCAUCGAUCUCGCAUUGGUACAACAUGUAACAACGUGCUUGAUGUCACUGCCUACGUAUACAAACACCAUAGAAACGCUUUUAAUAAAUUUAUGAUAAACUCAAGGAGGAUUGGAUCCCAAAGUGCAACAUCGAUAUUCUGUCCAAUGUAUGGGCAUGUCGAGAGACAAACUUUGAAUUCAAACAGCCGCCAUCUUGUUCACUUCAACAUUUAAAUCGUGAAUUUUGGUCUCAUUUCCUAACGAAAAAUUCAAAAACUUACAAUAUAUGAUCGAGAUAUUGGU
Messenger RNA from Owenia fusiformis, 1490 nucleotides. The record is from the annotation of a GenBank genome assembly. NCBI's taxonomy places the organism in Eukaryota, Metazoa, Annelida, Polychaeta, Sabellida, Oweniidae.